CACUGCCCAUUCCACCUGUUCACUGCAACGUUUGCUCUCCCUUGUUCUGUCGCCUUCGACAACCACAUCGACUCUACGUCGCCAGUCUCUCGUUUACUCUGCACAGCAUUGUGUGCCUAAUGAACCACCGCCCCUGCAACAAUACUCUUCUAUACCACAUCGUCUUCGCCUCCAUCGCCAGUCACAUCUGCCAAACGCUUCACAGGCUAUACAACUUGUUUGUUGAAACUACUCGUGCGACGUACAUCAGGCAUUGUUCUUGUCUAUUCCUCUAGAGAUUGUGCUGGUCAUAGUCGCUGCAACCCAAUAAACUUUACGACGUAUAUAGGUUGUGACCGUCGGUAUGUCGCAACAGGACCUUGUAAACGGAAUAAAAGAUGCCCCCCAGACUUUCUCGUCCUGGGACAAGUGCAUGGCAAAGACAUACUGCAAGUGGCCAGUUAUUGUCAUUAUCAUCGUCGGUGCCCUGAUCGCCAUCUCUAUCAUAUGGUGUGUUGCACGAUGCCUAUGUUGUGGUGCCGAAUGCGCUUGCUGUUGUUUUAAGUGCUGUGCUGGCUGUUGCGGCUCCGGUCGACGGAAAGACCCCGAUCGUACCGCCGGUGUCCUCCCAAACUCCUAUAAUACUCCAUACCAAUCGCACCCUGCGCCUUCAUAUACACCUGGUGGCGGCCUCCGCUCGAACAACGAUGCAUACGAACCGCCGCAGUAUGCGCGUUUUGACACCCCGAGUAGCAAGCCUGUGAAUGAAGAUGCUCUCCCACCAAUGCCGUCAUGGAGCGAUGCAAAGAGCCAUAGAAUCGAGGAUGAUUCCCAUGAAGAUGUAGAAAUGAAACCCCUUGCUCCGAAUGGAGAAUACGUAGCAGCAGCCGCGCCUAUUGCCUCGCCAGCAGGUCGUUCGCCUGUGCAGUCACCCUCGGAGAAUGGGUAUUUUACUGGACAACAACCACACCAAAACCCGUAUGGUGGAGGCUAUCAUGCCGGCCCAUAUAGACCUCAGAACAGCCGCCAGAACACGAAUCAAAGCGGCUACGGUAGCGGUCAUGGCUUUAGGCAAGACGCUAGUUACCAGAAUAAUAAUGCAUAUGGACAAGAGUCUGGUGUAUACCACAACCAACAACAGUACGGAGGCGACUAUAGCAACCAGAAUCAGGGCUACGAAAGUGGUCAGUACGCUCGCCAAGCAUCGCCAUAUCAGCCGCCCCGAUCACCUUAUCAUGGAAACGAUGAUGCUGGAUAUGGAUACCAGCAGUCGCCGGUGCAGCCUGUUCAGCAGAGCGGAUGGCACACAAGACAGCCAAUGAACAACGGAUGGCGAGAGGUAUAAUCCAUUUUAGGGAGGCGAACCGGCCGUGUCGCCCUUCAUACCUACUGUAACACGACAUUUCACCAAAUUUUUGAUUAUCUUUUGAGACAUAGCGACGGCGCAACUGGCGUUUCGCGAGUAUAUCUGUCUUUCUCCGGCACGAUACCACUUUUGUUUGCAUUAUGUUACAUGUUUAGUGUAACAAUCUGUUUUGACAAUAUAGAUGCCCAUUUCAUGAAAACUCUACUUAAGUC
Pseudovirgaria hyperparasitica is the source of this 1557-nucleotide messenger RNA. RefSeq lists its product as uncharacterized. The record is from RefSeq and is a predicted model, not a curated record. Gene Ontology annotation, cellular component: plasma membrane; cellular bud neck. The transcript has 2 exons. NCBI's taxonomy places the organism in Eukaryota, Fungi, Ascomycota, Dothideomycetes, Acrospermales, Acrospermaceae. Bases 344 to 1324 code for a protein of 326 amino acids.